Penicillium lagena is the source of this 1185-nucleotide messenger RNA. RefSeq lists its product as uncharacterized. The record is from RefSeq and is a predicted model, not a curated record. Bases 1 to 1185 code for a protein of 394 amino acids. The transcript has a single exon. Lineage: Eukaryota; Fungi; Ascomycota; Eurotiomycetes; Eurotiales; Aspergillaceae.
AUGAUGCUGCGGGUCUACGAUGACCUCCCGGAUCCAAGUGUGCGUCAGAAUCGGCACUCAUUGUCAGCAUGGGUGGUCGAGGGGAAGAAUCUGGCGUCUCGGGCUCAUACCCGAGCCAGCAUGCACAUCAGAAGGAAAUCGAACGCCCAGCACAGGAUUAGUGCGCCUUAUGACUUCCAAUAUGUGGGCGGAUUCCAGCCCCCGCCUGUGCCGUCUUUACCCAGGCAUUUUCGCCCACUGGAGCUCACUAUCCAUCACGGCGGCAAGCGACUAUCGGAUCUGCCCUCGUUCGAAGCCUUCAGCCUGGAAGACCGCCCCCAGCGCCAGACGCUGGCGGCACCCCCACGGGCGUUAUCUUCUGUUGAAUACCGAACGCGGCGCACUCAAUCAACAACAGCUGCACUCACCAUCCCGCGGAAGCCAACACCGUCUGCCUGGGAUACAGAAGAGCUUGUCGAGCAACCGGCCCCAGUGCGCGUCACCAGCGCGCUGAUCCCGCAUUUCUCAGUCGUCACUCCGGUCGUGAUCCUUCCCCCGCCGGUGGAUAUCCCAUCGCCCCUCUCUGACAAUAUGAGCCUAUAUUCCGAUCUGGUCAGCCCAUUCAGCCCGUACGGCUAUUAUCCAUCACCGGCGGAAAUCGAGGCGGCUACUCAAAUGAUACACGAUGCAAUAAUAUCUUCGACACCGGUCUCACCUAAAACUCCUUCUCCCAAAUCGGAUCUCGAGGAAGUCCAGCAGAUAGAGUCCCCAGAAAACAUCUUCCCCGCCCGCGUGACAGGCUGGUUCCAGCCCCAUCACCAUCGCAACAAUGAAGACCUGAGCACAUGCAACAAACAAACGGGCGUGCCAGGCGAAAAGGGAUUCACUUUCGACCGAACCCGCACAUCGAGCGGGUCCACCCUCGGAACGAGCAUCACAGCCACAGUUGGCCCUGACCGAACACGCCAUAACUCUUCCAUAUCCAGCACAAUGAGCAACACGCCUUCACUGCGCGGCUACUCCCCGUCCACAGAAAAGGAUCUCGAGGCUGGUAUCUCGCUCAGUCAUAGAAUCAGCACCCCGCGAAACAGCUACCCCACAAUCUAUGAGGACCACCAGCAGCAAUAUCCCCUUUCGGAGUAUGAGUAUCCGUCGUCAGAGGACUCAAAGCGGUGGAGUGGUACAGCUGUUGGGGUGGCUUUCUAA